Messenger RNA from Drosophila erecta, 1309 nucleotides. It is a transcript of the gene mIF3, whose product is annotated as translation initiation factor IF-3. Gene Ontology annotation, biological process: ribosome disassembly; mitochondrial translational initiation. The transcript has 2 exons. The record is from RefSeq and is a predicted model, not a curated record. Bases 276 to 974 code for a protein of 232 amino acids. Gene Ontology annotation, molecular function: translation initiation factor activity; ribosome binding. Lineage: Eukaryota; Metazoa; Arthropoda; Insecta; Diptera; Drosophilidae. Gene Ontology annotation, cellular component: mitochondrion.
GAUCCUGGCUGUUUUUCACCUUAUCCGCCUUAUUUUUCGCUCGAAAAAAAACACAUACUACGACUACGAAAUUUCUUUUUAAAUUCUAUUGUUAUUGGCGGUUUGAAUUAUCGAUAAAUCCAGCCGUCAGCUGAUACUUCCCUGCUAAAACAGUUGGAAAAGAAAAUACAGCUUUAGUGCUUCACACUGCUUGACAACUCUUAGACAGAAAAUUGCACAAGCAAAAGAAAAUCGGAAAUAACCAAAGGACAUAAAAACAUAUUUCAAAGACGAACAUGCAACGCUUAAGAGUGAUUCUAAGCCAUGCUGCAGCAGCAGCGAAUCAGCAGCAACACCUGCGCCCUUUGUCCAUCCACUGGAGCUUGUCCCAGAAUCAAAAGCCGGUGGGUGGAAGCCCAGGAGAAAGUAGAACAAGAGACACCCGGAGUCCGAAGGCGAGUGUCCAGAAAAUCACACUCAUCCAACAGAAUCAGUCGAUGAGCAUCACCACGUUGGAGGAGGCCCAGAAGGUGGCCAAACGACGGGAGCUGCACCUGUUGCGCUUGGAGCAAGCAGAUACCAAAACGGGAAGGGCCAUGUUUAAACUAGUCACUGCAGCGGAAAUGCUGUCGGAUGAUGCGGAGAAGUCGAGAUCACCCAGCGAAAAAGUUAAGGAAAAGAAAACGGAGAAGUCCCUUACCAUUGGUGCGCGCAUCACGGAGCACGAUCUCUCAUCCAGACUCAAGAAUAUUGUCAAGUGGCUGGCCAAGCGACACGAGGUUCGCAUCCUCAUACAGGGCAGUGCAAGUGGAUCGGACGAGAGCAGCGGCGAGCGCAUAGUAAAGGCCAUCGAACAGACCAUUAAGGAACCACAAUUAAUUGGCAGAAUAGUGCAAAGGCGCAGCAAGAGCGCGUUCAUCAAGUUCACCAUAAUUCCAGUAGCUCCGCCACCAGUAGGCACAUCCACAUCCACUCCCAACCCACUCCAGUCGUGACAACUACCGCAGCACACCGUUGCGGCGGACAAACCCACUUUCGGCCUGAGAAUAUCCACCCGCCAAUUCUCGGAAAGAGUGAAAAAAGAACGUGAGAGGCCCGUCGAGAUCAGCACCGCAUCUGUUGUUACCACCUCGGCACUACUUCUAUUAUUUUUUUUCAAAUACUUCUACUGGCAUCAGCAUUUGGUGAAAAUAUUGGAGAAACGAGAGCAAGAAGACCGACUGAAGAAGCGGAAAAGAAAUCAUGAUGUCCUUUCUGCCUACCGCGAUCCCAAGCUACAAAAAUGUAAAAGCGAUUAAUGUUGAAACUGCUUUUUAGUAACUUUCAUGUG